CAGUGACGCGCCCCCACUAUGUUCGUUCUGUUUAUCGAACUGGCUUCGUUGCUUGGUAAACUAAAAAUCCAAACAGCAUAGUUUCCGUUCUAUGUAUUCUUUCCUAUUUAGACAAUUUAGUUUUCGAAACAGUGAAACUCCAUUUUUGAUCUCCUGGGCAUAGUCAGCCAUUUAUUUUAUAGAUCUAGUUUAAAAUAUUUAUUGAGCAGCUAACAGUAUUUUACCUAUCAGUCUACCGCAAUACCGUAUUUUACCAAUCGGAAUCUGCGUUUUCUCAAGCGAUCUCAUUGCGCGUAAUAUCACUGCCAAGUGUCAACAUCACCUGAUCUCUCACCGUGUGAAAACCCCAUCGCUGCACGCAUCACGUGCAACAGCAGCUUGUUGUGUAAUAAGCGUUUCGUUACAUCGUGGAGCGCAGGAUGGAGGAGGAGAAGAACGCGGAGCGUCGCGAGCAAUCCCGUGAUCCGGUCCUGAACAGCGCCUUCCAGGGCUUAUCCCUGCGCAACGAGGAGUUGGCGCGACAGGGCUCCUCCAGUACGGAGGAGAGCAGUGAGGAGGGUGAGGGUGGGGAGCUGCCCGACAACCUCCUGCAGUCCUUCUCCACGGGCGGGACGGAUGAUCUGGAGCUGCUGCAGAAGGAGUACGAUAUGCUGUCUAGCAGCAGUUUAGCCGAGACAUCCGAGGAAUUCUCAGCCGAAGGGCUGGAUGGGGAGAUCCUGAACGGUGUGUACUUCGACAAGCUGGAGUUGGAGUUGAGCGCCAUCGAGAACGCCAUGUCGGACUUCGAGGGCCGUCUGGAUACGCUGCGCGCCCAGGCCCAGGAUCUCCUGCUGACCCUGCAGAAGGAGCGCUCGGCGUCCCGCGGAGAGUCCUGCGACGAGAAGAUGGCGGACAGCGCGCCGUUGACGACGCCGCUGGUCGAGCAGGGACACGGCGAUACUGCUUGA
Paramacrobiotus metropolitanus is the source of this 947-nucleotide messenger RNA. RefSeq lists its product as uncharacterized. The record is from RefSeq and is a predicted model, not a curated record. The transcript has 2 exons. The coding region runs from base 420 to 947 and encodes 175 amino acids. Lineage: Eukaryota; Metazoa; Tardigrada; Eutardigrada; Parachela; Macrobiotidae.